Messenger RNA from Anguilla anguilla (European eel), 1261 nucleotides. It is a transcript of the gene cldn10a, whose product is annotated as claudin 10a. The record is from RefSeq and is a predicted model, not a curated record. The transcript is spliced from 6 exons. Gene Ontology annotation, biological process: cell adhesion; bicellular tight junction assembly. Gene Ontology annotation, cellular component: plasma membrane; bicellular tight junction. Lineage: Eukaryota; Metazoa; Chordata; Actinopteri; Anguilliformes; Anguillidae. Gene Ontology annotation, molecular function: structural molecule activity. Bases 1 to 879 code for a protein of 292 amino acids.
AUGUCCUGCAGGCAGAUCCUGGCCCUUCUGGGCGCUCUGGUGGGCCUGGGCGCCACCAUCGGCGCCACCGUGUCCAACGAGUGGAAGACCACGAGCCGCGCCUCGUCCGUCAUCACCGCCACAUGGGUGUUCCAGGGGCUGUGGAUGAACUGCGCCGGGAACGCAAUGAGCAACAUGGCCACGGAGAUCCUGGCCUUCAUCCUGAGCGUUUCGGGCUGGGUGCUCAUCUCCUCCACCUUGCCCACGGACUACUGGAAGGUGUCCUCCAUAGACGGCACGGUAAUCACCACCGCCACGUUCUGGUCCAACCUGUGGAAGACCUGCGUCACCGACUCCACCGGGGUCUCCAACUGCAAGGACUUCCCCUCCAUGCUGGCGCUGGAUGGGUACAUCCAGGUGUGCCGAGGCCUCAUGAUCUCAGCGGUCUGCCUGGGAUUCUUCGGCUCCGUCUUCGCCCUGGUCGGCAUGAAGUGCACCAAGAUCGGCGGCUCCGACAAGACCAAGGCCAGGAUCGUCUGCCUGGCGGGAUUCAACUUCAUCUUGAGCGGUCUCUGCUCUUUGACAGCGUGCUCCCUGUACGCACACCGAAUAACCUCCGAGUUUUUCGACCCCAUGUUCAUCGCUCAGAAGUUUGAGCUGGGAGCGGCGCUGUUCAUUGGCUGGGCAGGGUCUGUCCUCUGCAUUUUAGGAGGCGUGGUUUUCUGCUUCUCCAUGGCGGAGGGCUUCACUGAGAGUCGGCCGCAGUAUACGUACGCCGGAGCGCCCUCUUUCGUGUCCUCGCACCCCAAAACCAACGCCAAGGCCAAGCCCAGCGCCCCCAAGGGCUCGCCGGACUACAGCGACUCCUCCCGGCAAUUCGGAAAGAACGCCUACGUGUAGCCAAUCACGCCAGAGGAGGGGGCGCAAAGGGGAGCGGUCUUUCAGUCUGAUGGACGCAAACACAGCCACCGGUCGCCCCUUUUCUAUGGACAUGAGUUUGACUGGAACAUCAAGUGUACAGGAAACAGAGUCUAUGUAUGUAUCCAGUAACGGACACAGGUGCAGAGACACAGGAAAAGGACUAAUGGGGGUCUGGGAAAUGUGCAGUCGCAACACGGUUUAAAUACACAGGGCCCGAUUUACUGAGGUUGCAACUGCUUUUCCAAUGUAAAUGCAGGCGCUACAAGAUAGCAAUAUCUAUGUCUGACUUACUAAUCGGUCACAACGGGUGAAAAUCACAAUUAGCAUGUGAUUUGCUGGGAUUAAAUCUCUCUCCUUUUGC